UUUUUUUUAGCAUGAGCGAAUAUUUUUGAGGGCUAAAAUCGCCUUGUGCCCUGCUUGUGUAGAUUCAAUCAUGCGCACGUAUUGAUUUACGUAUUGCGUCAUUAUGCACAUGAAUAAAAAACAAUUUCAAAAUAAAAGCAGUGCAGCUUUAGUCCAUGCAUGAGGUAAAAUGUUUAUUUUGUAAUUUCCAAUUAACCUCACUCGGGCCGGUCAGAGUCAACCAAAGGGCCGUAUGUGGGCCGUACAAUGCCCAGGUCUGGGUUAAAGUAUCUAACUCUUACCUCAUUAUAUUAAUACAGCGUUUUAUCCCCAAUCUACAGAUUUUAUACAAUUAUUAAAAUGGAUUCAUUUCCAGAUGUGCCUUUUAGAAGUGGAAAUGAAGACAAAGCCAAGGUUACUAUGUAUUACCAAGGUUCAGACCCAAUAAGUAUGACUUUUGAUAAGUUAUUUUUCACCCCAUUAUGCAGCUAAAUACUACGUCAGACUCUCAGCAUGUGAAGAAUUUCAAAAAUGGAAAAACAAAAAAAACAUCUGCAAGUAGAGCAUCGCCAAAAUGGCAGGUCUUGUGGGGUGUCCCUGGGAUGCAGUGGUUACUACCUACCAAAAGAUGACUGACCGCUAUCCACCACCGAAAGCUCCUACAAUGGGAAUGUGAUCAGAACUGGACCAUGGAGCAAUGGUAGAAGGUGGCCUGGUCUGAUGAAUCACAUUUUCUUUUACAUCAUGUGCAUAUAGGGUGUGCCUGUGUCAUUUACCUGUGUAAGAGAUGGCAGCAGGAUGCACUAUGGGAAGAAGGAGAGCUGGUGGAUGCAGUGUGAUGCUCUGGGCAAUGUUCUGCUGGGAAACCUUGGGUCCUGCUUUCAUGGCCCUGAAACGAUGGACACGGACACUGUAGAGCCUGAACCUACAUCAUCCAGCAGUGGAAAUCAAGCAGUGACCACUUUCAUUACUACACAACCUAGCAGGAGUCACACCCAACAUCUUCGCCAAACUCCUCCUAGACACUACCUGUAUCAGGAUACAACAAAUCAUGAUGAGCCAAAACCCUCAGCACCUCCAGAUGUUGCAAAGGUUUAUGUGCAAGUGGACUGGCCAGAGGAAAUACCUGAGAGAUGGAAAAAUCACCUGCAAAGAGCUCUUCAGACCUGGUGUACCUCUGAACUAAAAGAGAAAUGCAGUGUUAAUGUAGUUCAGCUUUUAGGUGAUGAACGCACUGCAGAGGUGGAGAUAACGCCAUCAACUGCAGCUUUGAAGAAUAUAAAAACUUCAAAGUUAACAUUCAAGCAGCUUGAUAAAAGCACCACAGUACACUUCCAGGACCAUGAACCUGUGUCUGGGAAUAAGUUUUCCAGUCCAAAGGUGAACAUGACUGAUACAGAAUCAAUUCCACCUGAGCUCAUGAAGGCUGCAGGAGCUGCUUCUAAUGUCCCACGACACACUGAGAGGCCAGGAGCUUCACGCACUCUUACUGUCCCUCCCUUUCUGUUCUGGUACCUGAGUCAAGCUUACAGGAAGGAGCUGGAACUAAUUGAGAAUGAGUCUGGAGUUAAAAUACAUGCAGAAACUUCAGUCUCAUUCUCUGCUGAGAAAGCUAAUGAGAAGCGUGAGAGUGAUUCUGUGAGCAGAGCUACUCAGGCCUUUACUGCUCUUGUCCAGAAUACUAUAAAGAAUUUCAAAUCUGUUUCUGUCCCUCAAACACACAUGGAGUCUGACAUUAUGAAAGAGACACUGCGUAUUAUUCCAAAUGAACAGCACAAGAUCAUGUUAAGCAUGUCAGCAAAUAACUACCUGCUGUUUGGACCAGAAGAAAUUACAUCAAUGGUUGAGAAACGGUUAAAUUUGGAACCAACAUCAUUCAGCUACAACAAGUCGCACAACAUGGAGACUGACACCAAGCAGUGGGGGACAUCAGGAAAUUGGAGUUCAACACAGACCUCUCAGACCUUGGACAUGGACAUCAGAAACACUCAAGCUCCAGUUGAGAUGGAUGAGGCACACUGGAAACUGAUGAUGUUUGCGUUUGAGAAGCAGCUUUGUGAGAUCGAAAAGAAAUACGGAGUCCGGUUUGAUGUUGAAUCUGUCCAAGGCUCGAUUAAGGUGUCAGCACGGUCCAGAGGAACUCAUCAGGUUAAUCUUGAAACUCACGCCCUCAGAGCCUUAACUCAUCUCUACCAAAAGGUAGUUACAUCAGCGGUCACCUGUGAUCUUAAAGAUUCUUCCUACACUGAGAAGGUGUCCCAGGCAUUUGAGAGAAUUUGCUCUCGACACAGCUGUGUUGGUAGAGGAGAAAGAAACGGAAGCUGGAAACUUUUUGGACUGCCAAAGCAUCUCGUUCCUGCUAUAGCGGACAUUGAGAAGCUUAUUGGACAUCCAGUAUUUGAUGACAAGACGAAGCAAAUGCUCGGCUAUGCGUGGGAUUUUCCACAGGCAAGUGGAUUUCAGAGGGGACAGAUGGGGAUGGAUGUGAUGAGAGGGGCACAUGGUACUGACCUGAGAGGUGGAAAAGAGGAUUUUGAUUUCAACCAAGGGUUCCAAAAUAAAGCAAAAGAAAAUGUUAAAGUAAAUGAAGAAGAUAAAUGUCCCAUUUGCCUGGAUAUAUUUACUCAAAAAAGAAAAGUGAAAUGUGGUCAUGAGUUCUGCAAAGAGUGUCUGAAACAGUUAAUAAAGAUCAGUGGAGAAAUUUGCCCUUUGUGUAAGAAAAUCUUUGGGAUAUUAAAAGGAAACCAGCCUGAUGGAACAAUGGAGGUCCAACAUUACAAACAUACAGACCUACCUGGCUUUCCUCGAUGUGGCACAAUUAUAAUUUCUUACCACAUACCAGAUGGUAUUCAGACGCAUGAACAUCCAAACCCUGGAAAACCUUACUACGGGACUCAACGCACUGCGUACUUACCGGACAACGCUGAAGGAAACCAUGUGCUGAACCUGCUGAGAAGGGCUUUUGAUCAGAAACUCAUCUUUACUGUUGCAACUGUCACAAAAAAUGAAGGAGAAGAUGUGGUUACCUGGAGUGACAUUCAUCACAAAACGAGUACAUCUGGUGGACCGGAGUGUUAUGGCUAUCCUGACCCGAACUACUUAAAAAGAGUGAAAGAAGAGCUGAAGGCCAAAGGCAUCGAGUGAGGAUUAAAAAUACAGAAUUCUGAAUUUUACUCAUAGCUUGAAUACUUUCACAUAGAAAAGAAGGUUGUGGAGUCAUAAAGAAUACUAAAAUGAAUCUUACAUUUAACUACGUGUAAUUUACGGUGAUGGAAGGUACAGUGAAGCAUAAAACCAAUCGUACACAAUUUCACAUCUUUAUAUACAGUAAAUUGUUGUGGUUUUGGUUUUGUGUGACGUUAGAUACUGGAAUGGUGAGCAGUCAAAACAAAGUAAGAUAAAAUAGGUCACAAAGUUUAUAAAUAAAAACCGGUCACAAUGCUUAUGAAAAUGUCUAAAAUUUUGAUGAAUGAUUUACUUUUUUCAAUAAAAAAAAGGUACCAGAAUUGUUAAUGCCAACAAAUUUACAUUAUUAUUCCAAAUAAAUGGCAACAAUGUGGGGAAAAAGGUGGGGAAAGAGCCUAUGACU
Ictalurus furcatus (blue catfish) is the source of this 3568-nucleotide messenger RNA. RefSeq names its product deltex E3 ubiquitin ligase 3L b, tandem duplicate 2 (gene dtx3lb.2). Gene Ontology annotation, molecular function: metal ion binding. NCBI's taxonomy places the organism in Eukaryota, Metazoa, Chordata, Actinopteri, Siluriformes, Ictaluridae. The coding region runs from base 778 to 3123 and encodes 781 amino acids. The record is from RefSeq and is a predicted model, not a curated record. The transcript has 7 exons. Gene Ontology annotation, biological process: Notch signaling pathway; protein ubiquitination.